Molecule: messenger RNA, 3733 nt
Organism: Porites lobata
Lineage: Eukaryota; Metazoa; Cnidaria; Anthozoa; Scleractinia; Poritidae
Source: the annotation of a GenBank genome assembly
GUGCUUUCUGGUUACAACUCGUUGUAAACUGCAUUGAAUGCGGGAAAACUUUCAAACCUGGAGAAAGGGAACGAAAUUUUUCGUCUGAGGUAAGCAGUUUUUAAAUAUCUUCUGUGCUUUGACAGAUCUUACGCUCUGAAAUCAACGUAAGCUUAUCGUUGGAUUUUUAAAAUUUUGUAAUCAAUCAAAAUUUUACCGCAAUCGAUAUAGAAGAACCUUAAAAAGAUGAACAUUCAGGUCUUCCUGGGUCUUCACAUGAUUUAAAAAUCAACAAAAUAAGAAAUAUUUCAACAAAAAUUCUACUAAAUAUUUCAAAAUGAUCGCAAACUCUGAUCACGGUCGACCCAAUCUGGUGACCAAACGUACGCUUAUUCGUGACGGAAAAAGUAUCUUUUUUUGUUUGUUUGUUUAUUACAGAAACAUCGCAUAAAUGUUACUUUUUUCCAUUGUCGAUGAGUAAACUUGAAUAUACAGGCGCUGUAGAAGAAGAUGCCCGGCUUAAUAUGUUAUGAUUUUCGUGACGGACAUUAUUCACAUCAAUAUUCCCGCAAUAUUGUUAUCACGUAUACCGGAAAUUUUAAGAAAAUCCUACAGUACAAUUGUUUACAUUUUACAAAGAUUUGUUUGUAUAUUCACAGUGGAUAGCCUUGAGUGGUGACCAAUAUAUAUUAAGUGAAGGUCCGUUUUUAUCUUUCUGUAAUCAAUUCAACUGUUUACAACUGAUUUUAAGAGUGAUAUAAUGAAUUAAGGGCAAUGAGAAAAUUAUGGUUCUUUUUCAUACGAUGUAAAUAUUUGUUGUUGUUGUUGUUGUUGUUGUUGUUGCUUUGCUGUUGUUCAAAGAAAUCCCUCAGAAGAAGCAUUGUAAAUUUUGUUCUAACAAGAAUGCAUUCGACAGAAGGCUGGUUUUCAUGAAGAUGGUUUGAAAUAAAACCUUCUGCUUUAAAAGUUUGUUUGCAACUGUCAAUAUUGAAAGACUGCUCUUGCUAACUUAUGUUAAAACCAUUUUUUACCACAGAUUAGUGAGGCCCUUCGAUGGCGCAGACCCUUUAUGACACCUCACCGACUCGAUCUUUUCAAGGAUAUAAGAAUAAUGCAGCACAUUCAUCUCUUGUUGAUGAUAAAAUGAAGACAGCUUCUGCCAAACUUUCACAUGUUAAUUACAAUAUGAGCCAAGGAAGAAGUGCCCCUAAGCAGAGGCUAUCUCGCUUGGAAUUGCUCCGGAAUGAUUACAAUAAGAAACUUCAAAUGGAGCGAGAGGAGAAGAUAAACAAGUUAAGGGUUAUCCAGCAGGAGAAUAGUGUUAAACAGCAGCAUCCAAAAAGUGGCGGAGGAACAGUACGGGAAUUCUUUGCAGAGCGGAGAGCACUGGAGGCUUCAAGACAGGGGCAAAAAAAUCCUGAGUUGUUGCCUCCUAUUGAGUCACAUUUCAAACGGGUUAAGGAAAAAAGACAGGAUGUGCAGUUGCGUGGACAAGCAAAAAAGGAGCAAGCAGCUCAACCUGUGCCAGUUGGCAGACGAAUUAGCUUGAAGCACUCGGAAACGCAGGUGCCACAACAAGCAGUACAUGUACCUCUUAAACACAACACAAGAACUCAACCAAGGCAAGCUGGUGUUCUUGUAAGGAAAAGGACCAAGGGUAUUGACAAACAGGAUCUGCUUCCACCGGUAAAUAAAGGAGGUUCUGAAGUAGCGAAAAGAAAGCCACCAACACCUAAUAAAAGAUACGAGACACACUCUGUUCUGAUGCAAGAUGGUGAAGAUGAUUAUGAAUCUUCAGGUCCCUUCAUGCCUGUUCCCCCUAUUCAAAGAAAACCAGUUGCAAAACGAACAAAAGUUCCUCUACCACCCCCUAGUGGUGAAGAGUCUGCAAGUGAUUAUGAUGAUGCUCUCAGUACCCUUACAGAUCACAGCAGUAUUCCUCCAAAUUUAAGCAAACUGAAAGCCAAAGCUUUUAGGCAAAGGCAACUAAGCAAACAAAAAUUAAAUGUCACAAAUCUAGAGGAUAGUGGGAAGUUGACAGAUUUCCAAAAAUGGCAGAUGGAACAGGAUGCAGAGAGGAAAGAAAGGUUGGAAAAACACAGACAGAAGAAUGAAAACUCUGAAAUGUCUCUCUCUCAAAGAGAAAGAGAGCUCCAACAAAAGAUUCAGGAGGAACAAUCAAAACUUGCAAAUUUGAAACAACAGAAAAGAGAAUUGGAGGAACAGGAGAAAAAACAAACGGAAGAGGAUGAAAAGUGGUUGAAAGAAAAGCAAAGUAUAGAGCAGUCACUUUUGCAACCACAAGAAAUAACACAUGUACAGGAGUCUAAACAGACUAGGAAAAAAGUGUCAAAAAAGAUAGAGAAACCUCAUGUUCACAAAACUUUACAAAAGGAGACACAGCCCUCUCAAGCACAUGAAGAUAGUGAAGAAAAUAUUCAUGACAAUGCACAGAGUAAUUUCUAUGCUGAAAUGACUGAAGACAUGGGUGAAGUUGUAGUGGAUGUAUUGCCGUGCUCAAUCUGUGGGCGUAAAUUUGCCCCAGAUAGGCUGGCCAAACAUGAAAAAGUGUGUGCAAAAACUGCAAACUCUAAACGAAAGGUUUUUGAUACUAGUAAACACCGCAGCCUUGGGACAGAUUAUGAGAAGUAUGUGCUGAGUGGAAAGCACCUGGAAGAACCUGAGAAAAAGGUGAGUUACCGGGAGCAACUAAGGUUAAUACAGGGUCAUAUUGUAAGGUCUUAAACAGAAGUUACUUGGUGGCUCAGGUGUUAAAGUUUUAACAAACAAGUUAAGGUAUACAGUAAAAUUCCAAAAAUAAGCCCUGGGGCUCAUAUUUUUCAAAGGCCCUUUUUGAGGGGCUUAUUCUUGGAGGGGCUUAUAUUCGAAGGGGCUUAUCUAUAUUUUAGAAUAAGUCUAUCUACGCUAGUUUUAAAAGAAGAAAGGCAUUUGUUUUAGUGACUUGGUAACUCAGUGGCUCUUCAGUCAGGACUCCCUAGGGCAGAGGCAAUUGAAUGAUACCACAGAAAAGGAUGUUUUAUUUCAGUAGUAAGCAGUCGAGCCACCCCAAUGCGUAUACCUAGAAAACUGGCCCUGUAUUUUGUUGUGCCCAAGACAACAAUGCUUCCAAAUUGAGGUGCAGUGCUGUAGUCAAUGCUCCUGGUCUGUCCACUUUGAAUAUUAAUGAAUUUGAUUUUAGUAGUUUAGCUCUCUACUGUACAUAAACUGGAAAGGUGGACCUUUAAAGAACUUGAAAAACAGCAAUAAAGAUAUUUCCUUUGACUGACUGACUGACCAAGUGUUUUUGCUUUCAGCGCAAGGUAGACUGGAGAAAACAGCAUGAGAAUUUCAUAAAGGCUAUCCGCUAUGCUAAGGGAGUUAGUGAUGAGCCACCACCGCCCACAGAAAACCCUGACUAUGUACAAUGUCCUCACUGCAAAAGAAAAUUCAAUCAAGCUGCAGCAGAAAGGCAUAUACCAAAAUGCAAAGAUAUUAAAGCGAAACCUUCACGGUUACAAAAGAAAAGAUGACAAGCAAAAUAUUGUGCAUGUUAAGGUGUUAAUUGUUAAUGAAGGCACUGGUUGCACUUUUGUGGUUCUUUACUGAUCAAGUCUUGCAGCACAAAGUUUAAGGCUUUGCAUAACACCUUGGAUGCCAGACCUUGGGAAAGACAUAGCUACAAUGAUCCCAUUUGCAUUAAACUUUGAAACUCAAAAAAAUAAAGUACUUUAGGCAAGUCCUACAGUUGCUGGCC